This is a messenger RNA of Trichosporon asahii var. asahii CBS 2479, 762 nucleotides long. RefSeq lists its product as uncharacterized. The transcript is spliced from 2 exons. Lineage: Eukaryota; Fungi; Basidiomycota; Tremellomycetes; Trichosporonales; Trichosporonaceae. Bases 1 to 762 code for a protein of 253 amino acids. The record is from RefSeq and is a predicted model, not a curated record.
AUGUUGACCGGGCCAAAACUCCGCCUCCGCUUCGGCAAGCUGCCUGCGCCGUCUGGAGCGGCCUUUGCGCUCGUCCGCAAGCUGCUCGAGGAGCGGCCCAUGCACUUCCAGGAGCUGCUGCAUGACGGCAUCCGCGCGCUCGGCGGCGAGACGAACCGCGCCUCGUCGGACAUUCCGAGCGCCGAGGAGCUCACAGCCAAGAACAUCAAGAAGCGCGGAAAGGCAAAGGCCGUCAAGGAGGAGGGCUCGAACCCGGUGCCCGAGGGACAUCCGUUCGUCUCUGGACACUACCUCAAGUCCCGCAUUCUGCCCAUCCUCCAGUCGCAGGAGCUGAUCACGCGCACAUGGGGUGUUCCAGUGGAGGGCACGCGCCUGGCAGCCGAGCGCAACGGGGAGCAGACCGUGAUCUGGAAGCUGAACACGGAGGGCUGGCGCGCCGACAAGUGGAAGAAGCUGAUGCGCCCCAAUCUGCGCGAGGGCCAGAUUGCCGCGCAAGGUCUGGAGGUGAAGCAGAUCCAGGAGGCCGAGAAGAAGGCGCAGCGCGAGGCCGACUGCGACGCCGGCAUCGCCCAGCGGACAGAGCGCGAGGCCAUGGCGUGGAAGGCAAGGCCCAAGGGCAUCUCGUACCGUCUCGAGCGCCUGCAUCUCAACCCGCGCCGCGCGAGGAAUCGCGCCGCCAAGGAGGAGCGCGCCGCCCAGGACGCUGCGCUCCGUCGGGAGGCCGAGGUCGCUGCUAGGAAGCUCCUUGCGGGAGAGAACUAG